UUUAUUGUCAAAAUAUUUACCCUCGAAAGGUUGCGCUAAGAAUUUAUGAUUUUUAAAAUUUUUUUAUUUAUCUGUGUUUACAAAACCACUACGACGAACCGCCGGCAAAAAUAUGGAGACUACGUCAGCGCCAUGCCGCAAGGGGUUGUCGGACGUUGGAGGAGCGACGACGCCAUUUUCAGUUGCGCCGUGUUGUGUCGCCGUGGCCGCGGGCUCCGACUGGCAGUAAAGAAAACAUGGGCAGGAAGAAGAAAAAGCAAAUGAAACCUUGGUGCUGGUAUUGCAACAGAGAUUUUGACGAUGAAAAGAUUCUCAUUCAGCAUCAGAAGGCAAAACACUUCAAGUGUCACAUCUGCCAUAAAAAGUUGUACACCGGGCCUGGCCUUGCAAUCCACUGCAUGCAGGUUCAUAAAGAAACCAUUGAUGGGGUUCCCAAUGCAAUACCUGGUAGAACAGACAUUGAAUUAGAAAUCUAUGGCAUGGAGGGUAUUCCAGAGAAAGACAUGGAGGAAAGGAGAAGAGUAUUGGAGCAGAAAACCCAAGAGUCACAGAAAAAGAAACAGAACCAAGAUGAUUCAGAUGAGUAUGAUGAAGAUGAGGAGCCUGGCCCCUCCUUCCAACAGCCUGCUGCUGCCCAGCCUCAGGCAGGCUACAUGCCCCCAAUGACCCAGCCUGGCAUACCCCCUGGGAAUGUUGCUCCUGGUGUGCCACCUGGCAGCUACUCAGGAAUGCCCCCAAUGAUGCCAGGUGUGCCCCCUAUGAUGCCAGGGAUGCCCCCUGUAAUGCCAGGAAUGCCACCAGGUAUGAUGCCAAUGGGUGGGAUGAUGCCUCCAGGUCCAGGGAUGCCCCCAAUGAUGCCAGGAAUGCCACCAGGGAUCCCCCCUCCAGUGGGCCACCGUCCGGGCAUGACACAUGUGGCUCAGGGUCCCCCCACAGUAGGGCCAACCAUGCUGACUCGACCUGCCAUACCUGUAGCCACUGCCCCUUCUUCCCAGCCUGCUGUCACCAAACCCCUUUUCCCUAGUGCUGGACAGAUGGGGAAUCGGGUUGCGAGCCCAAGUACAAGUGCGGGCUCAUCGAGUGUAGACUCUCAGCCCGCCUCCACUAAAGCUCUGUUCUCUAGCACAUCACAAAGCCAGCAGACAGUGUCAGGGACCCCCCACCCAACCCCGUCUACUUCCUCUGACCCCGCCAAACCCACAUUCCCAGCUUAUACCCAGGCCACUGUCUCAGUGGCCAGUCCCAAUGCCAGCAGCACCACUGUCUCCAAGCCUCCCUCUACUGUGACCAGUAAGCCUGCAACCCUCACCAUCUCCAGUGCAACCAGUAAGUUGAUCCACCCUGAUGAGGAUAUCUCACUGGAAGAGUUGCGUGCUCAACUGCCCAGGUACCAGCGGAAUGUUCCCUGCCAAGGCCAGCCUGCUGUUCCUUCUCCACCAGUUGGUCCCAUGGGGGGCGGUAUGAUGAGUCCUCAACAGCCUGGCAUAAGGCAUCCCAUGCCUGGCCAGUACAGUGCUCCACCCCAGGGAAUGCCAGGCUUCAUGCCAGGGGCGAUGCCUCCAUAUGGGCAGGGUCCCCCAAUGGUUCCCCCAGGGUAUCAAGGAGCCCCACCACGGCCACCCAUGGGCAUGAGACCCCCUGUUAUGUCUCCUGGAACCCGCUACUGAAGCCCGCUCUACUCUCUACUAUAGGUUUGGACACUCCACCCUUUUCUUAAUGUCCUCAACUGCUAGUAGACAAACCAGUAUUGGUAACAUAGUACAACAAUGUACUGUACAUUCUACUCGCAAUAUGAGGAAGAGACACUGAAUAAACGGCAAACAAAAGAAAUCUAUAGAAGCAUCCCACAGCGCAUGGGACACAAUAUUUACACUGUACCUAUUGGAGACUAUGAACUAUUGUUGCAAACCAUCCUUGUCCUGUGGUUUUUUUUUUCCUUAUGUUUCAUUUAGGUGUGUAGAAGUGUAGUAGAUAUGGUUCGUAGUGUUGUGAAGGCGCUGGAGUUACAUGAGCAGUACCCACCUUUUAUCAAGGCAAGUUUUUGUGAAUCCAUUAUUGUUUUAAGCAAAGUGGUGAGGCCUUCACAGCACAUUUAGGUGCUGUUGGACUUUGUGUCCCCAACUUUGUUUGGUGAGGGCUUCAGAUAAUUGUAUAGUCAUUCACCGUUUUGUGUUACGUUCCACGAUAUUUUAUUACGUAACUGCUUCCCAAACCACAGAUAUAUCAAAUGCAUACAAUUACCGAAUGAAUUUGUUUAUGUAAUGUUGUAAAACUGUAUUGUAAUAAAAUGUGCCGCAAUUUUAAGACUCUUCUUUGCGGGACGUUGUGGGAAAGAGACCCCUCAGAGCAGGUUUGUACUCAGUCAUGUAUGAUGGACCUUGUGAUUGUGGUGGUUGGUUUGUUGUGGCCCAAGGGUCAACUGGGCAAACCAAACCUUCAUGCAAGUUGUAUCAACUCUUUUGUUGGGCUGAAGUUAAAAAAAAAGAGGAUGGUUUUGUUUGUUUUUGUUUUUUGUUUUUGCAUAAUUUCAGGAUUUUAAGAUGUUCUAUUGCAUUAUUAUUAUUAUUGAAUGUUGUGUUUUUGUUUUAAAUUGAACUACAUGGCAUUGGGGAUACUUGCUUCUAAUGUGUUGAGUGUAUUGCAUAGCUACGAAGGUCUCAGGGUACCAGAAGCUACAGUGCUAAAACCAAGAUUUCUCUUCUCCCUGUAGCUAUGCCAUGGGGGACUGGCUGAGGCCCUGUCUCAGUGUAGCCCUGUUUCAGCCUGAGGCAAGUCUCACCAUUUUCUGUCUUUUCAUUCAUAACCAGGGGCCCUCACAGCUUACAAGCUGUUGGAUCUCAACAUCCCCAAACUUGCAGCAAGUUUGGUGAAGGCCCUUGUGUGUGUUGUUGCGUGUAGGCACCAUUUUCUUCCAGCAUGUUAGCUGAUGUAAAAUGAACAUUUUCUUGCUAUGCCAUUGUGUCAUUGAACUUGUGUCCUUCAUUUCAAAAAUCUGUUUUCAUUAAUAGCUCUUAAUUAAGUUAAACACCUUCGUAGACCAUAGCUAGGCCUGUAUUCUGAGUUAGUUCUCGAAACGACUUCUUCAGUGUCAAAUAAUUUUGUUGAAUUCCCACAUAAGAGCACUACAUCAGCAGCCUGCCAUCUCCAGCCAGAAAGUCAUUGUAUGUAUUUUGGGAGGCAUUUCCCUGUAAAAUUAGACCCUAUACUCUUGUUAAUUGGUUUUGCCACCUAAUCCUGUCUGUUUUGUCAGCUUUCCUCACUUGGUCAUUUGCAUUUAACUACUUAGAUGAAGGGGAAUUCCUGCCAGUAACAGGUUAGUUACAGCUGUAAGUACCACUGCUUUUUGCACACAUAAUUUGAAGAAUUGGAAGGAUUGUGAAGAACGUCAUGUGUGGAACCUUUUGGGAAAUAUUUCAAAAGUGAACUGCAGCUCAUUUGAAAAACACUUCAUGUUGUAAUGGUAAUCCAGUCAUUUAGACUGCCUUUAAGCCAAACUCCACUGGUAAGUACAUACAUAGUGAUAGCUCCAUCAAGAACAUUUCAAGCGACGCUGUGUAACUCCACUUAACCUCAUUCUGUGUAAUGUCACAAGGAUUAUAUGGCUUCCUAAAUGCUUCGCAGUGACGUACCUGGUAUCACGAAUGAGCUCCAAACCAACGCUGUAGAACUGCUGAAGAUUUAACUCCUGUGAAAAGAUGUUGAACGUGAAUGCUGACAUGCUGUGUUGUGUUGUUGUUCUUGAGGGUAGGACUAACAUGUUGUUACCCGGGAGGUGUUUCAUAACAGGAAGAGAUUGGGUGGGAAAACUCGAACAUUCAUAAUCAAAAGUAAUAAGCAAGGAUUGGCUCUGCUGUUUAGCCACAUGUAAUUAGGACACCUUUCUCAUUCUGGAUUUAUUUGUGGUGUUCUGCCUCCUUAAGUCUGAAUCUUUAUUGAACUCUGAAUAAACCAUUUAAAAUGU
Lampris incognitus (smalleye Pacific opah) is the source of this 3961-nucleotide messenger RNA. RefSeq names its product BUB3-interacting and GLEBS motif-containing protein ZNF207-like. Gene Ontology annotation, cellular component: nucleus. Bases 237 to 1667 code for a protein of 476 amino acids. The record is from RefSeq and is a predicted model, not a curated record. The transcript is spliced from 11 exons. NCBI's taxonomy places the organism in Eukaryota, Metazoa, Chordata, Actinopteri, Lampriformes, Lampridae.